This is a messenger RNA of Plasmodium yoelii, 1473 nucleotides long. RefSeq names its product conserved Plasmodium protein, unknown function. Bases 1 to 1473 code for a protein of 490 amino acids. Lineage: Eukaryota; Apicomplexa; Aconoidasida; Haemosporida; Plasmodiidae. The record is from RefSeq and is a predicted model, not a curated record. The transcript is spliced from 3 exons.
AUGGACUAUGAAAAUCAAAUUAUUAUAAAUUCUGAAAUAAAAAUAAAAAAUAAAAAGGAGGAAAAUGGGAUAAAAUAUGAAGAGAUAGAUAAAGUAGAGGGUGAAGAAAAUUGGAACCCUCCAAUAAAUUGGCCCAAAAAAAAAUCCGGAAAAAUUAUAAACACAACUCCAUGUGAAAAGACACUAAAUGAAAAUAAAAAUUGUUUAAAACUGGAGAAAAGGGUAGAAAAUAAUUAUAACGAUGACAAUGUUAAUAAUAAUAAAAAUAGUAGCCAUGACAAUGUUAAUAAUAAUAAAAAUAGUAGCCAUGACAAUGUUAAUAAUAAUAAAAAUAGUAGCCAUGACAAUGCUAAUAAUAAUAAAAAUAGUAGCCAUGACAAUGCUAAUAAUAAUAAAAAUAGUAGCCAUGACAAUGUUAAUAAUAAUAAAAAUAGUAGCCAUGACAAUGUUAAUAAUAACAUAAAGAAUGACCUGUCAAUUGAGAUAAGUGUUCAUGUUAUAAAUAAAAGUAUACAAAGUGUUAAGAAAUGUAUAAGUAAUCUUAAAAAAACACUUAAUGAUUAUUAUGAAUCAGAAUGUGAAAAUUUAUCUAAUUAUUUAAAAAGUGAAUGUAGUAGUGUCGUUAAAACGGUGAGUAAUUUUGGAGAAGUCGAAUUUUUUGAAGAAAAAAAUAAUGGUGAAAAAAGUUGUUCAGAAAAUAUAGACAAAACAAAUAUUGAGGUAUUAAUUCAAUCCGUAAUUAAUAAAAAAAAUGAAAAAAAAAAAUUUACAACUUUAGAUAUUAUUGAUGAAUGUUUAUCUAUAGGGGAUAUUUAUAAUAAAAAAAAUAAAAAUAAAAUCAAUGAUGUAAUUAAUAAAAAUAUAAAUAUAGUAACAGAUCAAACAAAUUUAUUAUAUUCUCAACAUUCUGGAGAUAUAAAUGAACUAGAUUUUCAAAAAUGUGUAGAAGAUAUUUCAAGCUCAUCAAAUAUUAUACCAACUUUGUAUAAAGAAAAAAAUAAUAAUAAUUCUUUAAAUAAACACGAGGAGAAAUAUAUAGAUAUGAUCCCCGAUUCUUGUAAUUCUAUAAAUUAUAAUUUAUCAAAAAACAAAAAUGAUUUAAAUAUUGAAAAAAAUACAACAUCAAUUUUACCCGAAUAUUUAUACACAAGCGAAAAAGCUGAAGAUAAUAAUGAACCAACAAAGAAACAUUUGAAUUUAAAAGAGUCGGAAAUAUGUGAAAGUUAUAAAAUUACGGAUUACCUGGAAAAAAUUAAGGGAUUUAUGAAAAUUGGAAAAGGAGAUCUAUCAUAUGAUAAUACAGGAAUGUUUUUAAAAAGAAAAAAAAAAUUAACAAGCUUAUUAAGCCCUAAAAAAAGGAUUAGUUAUUUUGUAUUACAUAUAUUAUUAUUUUUUUCCUAUGCCAUUUUGGGGUUUUCAUUUAUAUUUAUAAAACGGAUUAUUUAUAAAAUAUUUUUCGAUCAAGAUUUGUGA